Trichosurus vulpecula (common brushtail) is the source of this 954-nucleotide messenger RNA. Its product is annotated as olfactory receptor 52I1-like. Lineage: Eukaryota; Metazoa; Chordata; Mammalia; Diprotodontia; Phalangeridae. The transcript has a single exon. Gene Ontology annotation, molecular function: G protein-coupled receptor activity; olfactory receptor activity. Gene Ontology annotation, biological process: G protein-coupled receptor signaling pathway. Bases 1 to 954 code for a protein of 317 amino acids. The record is from RefSeq and is a predicted model, not a curated record. Gene Ontology annotation, cellular component: membrane.
AUGUUGACAUCACCUUGCAACCAGACAUCAGAUAAUUCUUUCAUCCUCAUAGGCAUCCCAGGCCUGGAGGGGGCACACCUGUGGCUGGCAGCUCCAUUGAGCUUUAUGUAUGCUGUGGCUCUUGUAGGGAACACUCUAAUUCUGACUGUGAUCUGGGUCGACCCUACUCUGCAUGAGCCCAUGUACUACUUCCUGUGCAUUCUGGCAGCUGUCGACAUCAUCAUGGCAACCUCUGUAGCUCCCAAGAUGUUGAGCAUCUUUUGGACAGGUGAUGGUGCCAUCACAUUCAUCGCCUGCUUUGCUCAGAUGUAUGUGGUCCAUGCAGCCACAGCGGUUGAGACAGGCCUGUUACUAGGCAUGGCUUUUGAUCGCUAUGUGGCCAUCUGCAAACCCCUGCACUACCAAACCAUCCUCACACCCAAGAUGAUGUUGGGGAUUGGCCUGGCUAUCAUGGUGAGAGCUAUUCUGUUCAUGACUCCACUGAGCUGGAUGGUGAUUCAGCUGCCAUUCUGUGGCUCACACAUGGUCCCCCAUUCCUAUUGUGAGCACAUGGCUGUGGCCAAGUUGGCAUGUGCUGAUUAUAUGCCUAGCAGCCUUUAUAGUCUGAUUGGUUCCUCUAUCAUUGUGGGUUCUGAUGUGUCCUUUAUUGCCACCUCCUACAGCCUGAUUCUGCAGGCAGUGUUCAGACUUUCUUCUAGGGAUGCCCGACUCAAGACUCUCAGCACCUGUGGCUCACAUGUAGGAGUCAUGGUGCUCUACUAUUUUCCUGGGAUAAUAUCCCACUAUGUGGAGUGGUUUGGGCAGGGUGUAGUGCCUCUGCACACCCAGGUGCUACUUGCUGAUUUUUAUUUAGUCAUUCCACCCACCUUGAACCCUAUCAUCUAUGGCCUGAGGACCAAACAGAUCCUAGAGCGAGUGUUAGGUGUGCUAAGGAACUGUUGGUGCACUGUGUGA